This is a messenger RNA of Mangifera indica (mango), 2535 nucleotides long. Its product is annotated as probable E3 ubiquitin-protein ligase XBOS32. Lineage: Eukaryota; Viridiplantae; Streptophyta; Magnoliopsida; Sapindales; Anacardiaceae. The record is from RefSeq and is a predicted model, not a curated record. Gene Ontology annotation, molecular function: protein binding. The coding region runs from base 909 to 2432 and encodes 507 amino acids. The transcript has 10 exons.
GAAGACACAAGCUGUUACCACAUUUGUUAGUUGAGUUUGCACUAAAAGUUUGCUGUCUUAUUAUCCAUUUUUAUCUAUAUAUUUUUCGUUUAUUUUUCCACCUUAUAAUUCCCCCUUAUAUUUGGCAAGUUUCUAGUUUCAUUUUUUUUCCAAUUUUAAGAUUGGCGUUCUUUUGCAGUCUGAUCCACUUGGCUACUUUGAUAUAUUGUAAAUUUGGAUUCUUUGGUUAAAAAUUGGCAAGUGGGUAUUUUAGUUUUUGAUUCUUGAGGCAAUUUCUGAUCUGGGUACUGGAGAUUUUGUUUCUUGAAUGAGAAUUUGGAAAUGGGUAAUUGAUUGUUUGAUGAAGGAAUUGAAUUGGGUUAUGGAGGUUUUGGUGUGUCGAUGGUUUUGUUUCUGAAGGAGAGUUGGGGAACGUUUUGUUUGGUCGGUGAAAGAAUUAAAUAGGAUCUUCCAAUUGGAGUUCUGUGAUGGAUGCUUGUUUGGUUUCUUGAAGUUCACGAGAUCUUUAAGUAAUUUGAAAAAGGAAGAAAACAAUCGCAUUCAGAUUAAGUUUUGUUUUUUAAUGGAGGGGUUAAAGAGGGAGUAGUUAAAUUCUUUCGAUUUUUUUUUUAAAAAGAAUUAACAGGAGUCCUCUCCUCUUUGUCUCUCUCUCAAUUAGCAUCAAAACCAGUGAGAUUCGUGCGGUUACAACCAAUUGUUAUGAAAAUUAUGUGAGAAAGAUUCUGUUUUGUUCAGGGUUGUUACUCGUUUGGUUGAUGCGAAGAAUUUUAUGCGCAAAAGAAGAUUACUUUCUUGUAUUUUACAUUAUCCUCGUACACUUCCUAUGAUUGCUUUAAGGUUUUGAAGAAUUAGAAGUCUUUUGUACUGUUCCAUUUAUCAGUAUUCAGGGUCUUUACAAGGGGAAAAAGAUGAAGUUUCUAAGCAUCGUAGGUAAUUCAUUUGGGUGUUCGGCUUCUGGGGAGCGUUUAGUUUCGGCUGCAAGAGAUGGUGAUCUUCAAGAAGCCAAGGCCUUGUUGGAAUACAACCCAAGGCUGGUGAGGUAUUCAACUUUCGGUGUGCGAAAUUCACCUCUUCAUUAUUCUGCAGCCCAGGGCCACCAUGAGAUAGUUUCACUUCUGAUCGAGUCUGGGGUGGAUAUUAAUCUCAGGAAUUAUCGUGGUCAGACUGCUUUGAUGCAAGCUUGUCAACAUGGUCACUGGGAGGUUGUUCUGACCUUAAUUCUUUAUAAAGCCAAUAUUCACAGAGCAGAUUAUCUGAACGGGGGUACUGCACUCCACUUGGCCGCUUUAAAUGGUCAUUCUCAAUGUAUCCGGCUACUUCUUGCAGAUUACAUUCCUGGUAAGCCCAAUGUUUGGAACAGGUUAAGGAAAAAGUCAAACGAAGAUGAAUUGAUCUUAGAAUUCAAUGAAAGUGCACUCCAUGAAGUAAUUAAUAGAACGUCUGAUGGAGGAAUUACUGCUCUUCAUAUGGCAGCACUAAAUGAACAUGUUGAAAGCGUUCAUUUACUCUUGGAUUUAGGGGCUUCUGUUUCUGAGGUCACUGUGGAAGAUGGAACUACAAUUGAUCUUAUAGGAGCUGGGAGCACACCGCUUCAUUACGCUGCGUGUGGUGGUAAUGCUCAAUGUUGUCAACUUUUGAUUGCCAUGGGAGCAAGUUUGACUGCUGAAAAUGCAAAUGGAUGGACUCCUUUGAUGGUUGCUCGUUCAUGGCAUAGAAGUUGUCUCGAGCAGAUUCUAAGUACUCAGCCAGAAUGUCAAUUAGAGGUUCUUCCUUCACCAUAUCUGUCUCUUCCCCUUAAGAGCAUUGUCAAGAUUGCUAGAGAAUGUGGAUGGAGGAAUAGCACUUCUGUACCCACAUGCCAAGAUCCUUGCGUCGUUUGUUUAGAAAGAGUGUGCACAGUAGCAGCAGAAGGUUGUGAUCACGAGUUCUGCACACAAUGUGCCCUAUAUCUCUGCUCGACAAACUGCACCUCAACCGUCUCGAAAGGCCCCCUUGGCUCAAUUCCCUGUCCUCUUUGCCGGCAUGGCAUAGUUUCAUUUGAGAUGCUGCCGGAGACAAAACCAGUCAAGGACAUUGCAAGAACAAGUGCAGCCCUGGCAUUUUGCACCUGUUCAGGACCAGGUGACAUAACAGAAUCAACUUCACUAACAACAGCCUUCUGCAAGCCAGGUUUCGACUGCUCCCGAAUCACACCUCUUGGUAGCCUAAGUUGCCAGAAGUUCCCAUCAAUAAAACUCAACUCCAGUUUUUGCAUGGGAGCCCCAGAAACUAGUUCUUCAUUAGUUUCUCGUACGGUUGACCGGAACAGACUUGACAACCAUUUGGUAAGGUAUUCAAAAUCGAAUUUUAGACGGUCAGUCUCCAACAACGAGCGGCGAAGGUCAUGGUUUUCUGCACUCAAUCAGUAUGUAGCUACAGGCAGUGGAUGCUAAAAAGUUUUUUUAUCACAGCUUUUUCAUAUCCCAAUACUUGUUUUUUUCUUCCAAAUAUUAAACUUGAUUCUUUCAAUUAUAAAGAUAAUUGGGUUUGUAAAUA